This is a messenger RNA of Amoebophrya sp. A25, 605 nucleotides long. The record is from the annotation of a GenBank genome assembly. NCBI's taxonomy places the organism in Eukaryota, Dinophyceae, Syndiniales, Amoebophryaceae.
CCGGGAGUGCCCACGCCGCUUCCGGGGACGUCGCCGGCCCUGAGUCCUGCAGCCGCGUGUGGGACGAUUGCCGCUCAGCUUCCGAGUUUCUCGCCUGCACCCGCGUCAGGAACUUCGGGUACCGAAGAUAUUGGAUCGCCACUGCCGAAACCACCAGCGCUUUCUGCUGUUCCUGUCCCGCGACUGCCGCAUGCAGCUGGGCCCUUUCAGAACUUUUUGCCACCGCUCGCUCCGGGAGCUAGCGUUGGACUGCAGCAGUCGUCUUCUUGCGUCGUCGGCGGAACGACGUAUUUCAAGGCACCGGGUCCGCCUUCUAGUUUCGACUUCCUAGCGCCUCAGAGUCCGCCCUUGUCAAGCUUCCAUCCCUUGUUCGCACCUCUACCGUCGCUGCCUCCAGCGCAUGUGAUGCAACCGUUCGCUGGAGAUCCUUCGCCAUUUCCGCCUCUCUACAACCCUGCUUUUAACGGCGGAAACGGUCUAUCCGCACCCGCGAGCGGCCUGAUGCCCAUGUCUGCCAGGUCCGCGUCUUUAGGCGGCCCAUUCGAUGCGACCGGUGGAGCAGUGAACAAUUCCAUGCACUUUCCGGCACACGGAGGUCCUCCAGG